Messenger RNA from Protobothrops mucrosquamatus (brown spotted pit viper), 1516 nucleotides. Its product is annotated as complement C2-like. The transcript has 10 exons. Gene Ontology annotation, biological process: complement activation. Lineage: Eukaryota; Metazoa; Chordata; Lepidosauria; Squamata; Viperidae. Bases 119 to 1516 code for a protein of 465 amino acids. Gene Ontology annotation, molecular function: serine-type endopeptidase activity. Gene Ontology annotation, cellular component: extracellular region. The record is from RefSeq and is a predicted model, not a curated record.
ACCGAAAGCGGAGCGGCUUUUCCGUGGCUGGCUGGCAACGUUUGCGGUGGCAUUUCCCUGCUUCUGCGGCUGCGGUGUGGAAAGCGGAGCGGCGAUCGGGAUUCCUCGGCGGCGCAACAUGGUCCCGGAGCUCUGUUGGCUCUCCAGCUUCGUGGCAGCUAUUGCCACCCAAAGUUUGGUCCUUGAUGGAACACCAUCCUGUCCAAGGGUAUCGAUCCAAGGUGGGGACAUCACUCUCUCCGAUGGAUAUCGUCCAGGAAGCAUCCUCACCUUUUCCUGCCCAGCUGGCACUUACCCAUAUCCCACGCCCAGCCGGGUCUGCCAGUCGGAUGGCAAAUGGACACCCAUGCACCAUCCUAAUGGAAAACCCACCAAAGUGGCACGUUGCAGAGACAUACGCUGCCCGGGGCAGACAGACUUUGAAAAUGGCUUUUUCGCCCCACGACGAACUUUCCACCCCAUUGGUGACAUCCUGAGUUUUCAGUGUUCUGAUGGGUACCAGCUUCUUGGCUCUUCCCAGCGAUACUGCCAGCCCAACGGUCUGUGGAAUGGGACCGCUCCUGUUUGUGAUGAUGGAGUUGGGCACUGCCGCACUCUUGCUGUGCCCCCGGGGGCGAUUGCUACAGGGAAAGGCAACCGUCUUGGUGAUCGGAUCUCAUUCCAGUGUCAGAAUAACUUAGACUUGAUUGGAUCACCCCAACGGGUCUGCAUGCUGGAUGGCGAAUGGUCUGAUAUGCAGCCAAGUUGUAGAGCCAGUUAUUCUUAUGACCGAGCUGAAGAUGUUAAAGCUGAAUUUGGGGCCUCGUUGACGGAUGUUCUGAGUGAAGUAUCCACUUUCGAGGUGGACCCUUCUGGGACAGUUCAAACUCCAUCUCUAGGCCGAAGACUUAUAUUGACCAAAGAUAGCUUCCUCUAUGUUUACUUCCUGUUGGAUGCUUCCCACAGCGUUACAGAACCUAACUUUUCUAUCUUUAAAGAUGCUGUAAGCCAAAUCAUCAUCAGGAUUUCUAGCUUUGAUGUUCCGAUCAAGUUCUCAGUCAUAUCUUAUGCCAGCCAGCCCAAGACAGUGGUCGACAUUGGCGAUGAUGACGCUGAAGAUGCUGAUAUGGUGCUUGAGAUGAUGGAAAAUAAUAUGAAUUACAAAGAUCACGGCAAUGCAACUGGAACCAACAUUCAUGCGGCCCUUUCUGCGGUUUACGAGAUGAUGAUUAACGAAGAAACAUUUUCAGAAGAUCAAUGGAGCAAAGUCCGCCAUGCUAUCAUUCUGCUUACAGAUGGAAAAUCCAAUCUUGGGGCUUCUCCCAAACUGGCGGUGCGCAGCAUAGAAGGUAUGGUGAAUGUGAGAAAAAACAGAAACGAUUAUCUCGAUAUCUAUGUUUUUGGCAUUGGGAACCUCAACGUUGACUUGACUGCCAUGAAUGAGAUUGCAUCGAAGAAGUCAGGGGAAAGGCAUGUCUUUGUGAUGGAAAAUCCACAGGAGCUCAAGAAAGCUUUUGAAGAUCUGUUGGGUAUGUAG